Molecule: messenger RNA, 1692 nt
Organism: Carlito syrichta (Philippine tarsier)
Lineage: Eukaryota; Metazoa; Chordata; Mammalia; Primates; Tarsiidae
Product: UDP-glucuronosyltransferase 2B4-like
Exons: 6
Coding region: 1-1593 (530 amino acids)
Molecular function (GO): UDP-glycosyltransferase activity
Source: RefSeq, a predicted model, not a curated record
AUGUCUAUGAAAUGGACUUCAGUUCUUCUGCUGAUACAGAUGAGUUGUUACUUCAGGUCUGGGGGUUGUGGAAAGGUGCUGGUGUGGCCCGCAGAAUACAGCCAUUGGUUGAAUAUGAAGGCAAUCCUGAAUGAACUCGUCCAGAGAGGUCAUGAGGUGACUGUAUUGACAUCUUCAGCUUCCAUCCUUGUUGACCCCAGUAUAUCAUCCUCUAUUAAAUUUGAAGUUUAUCCUACAUCUUUAACUAAAGAUGAUUUUGAGAAUGUUUUUGGGAAAUUGGUAGAUACAUGGAUGUAUGAUCUUCCAAAAUAUAGCUUUCUGACUUACUUUUCAAAAGUACAAGAAAUAUUGUGGAAAUAUUUUGAAUGUAUUAGAAAUCUCUGUAAAGAUAUUGUUUUGAACAAGAAACUUAUGGAUAAACUACAAACAUCAAAGUUUGAUGUCAUUCUUGCUGAUCCUGCUGGUCUUGGUGGAGAGCUGCUGGCUGAAGUGCUUAAAAUACCCUUUGUGUACAGUCUUCGCUUCUCUCCUGGCUACAUAUUUGAAAAGUAUAGUAAAGGAUUUCUGUUCCCUCCUUCCUAUGUACCUGUCGUGCUGUCAGAAUUAAGUGAUCAAAUGACAUUUACGGAGAGAAUACAAAAUAUGUUAUAUAUGCUUUAUUUUGACUUUUGCUUUCAAAUACUUGACACGAAGAAAUGGGAUCAGUUUUACAGUGAAAUAUUAGGAAGACCUACUACAUUCUCUGAAACAAUGGGGAAAGCUGAAAUGUGGCUAAUUCGAACCUAUUGGGAUUUUGAAUUUCCUCGCCCAUUCUUACCAAAUGUUGAUUUUGUUGGAGGACUUCACUGUAAGCCUGCCAAAGACCUACCAAAGGAAAUGGAAGACUUUGUCCAGAGUUCUGGAGAAAAUGGUGUUGUUGUGUUUUCUCUGGGGUCAAUGGUCAGUGACCUCACAGAAGAAAGGGUCAAUGUGAUUGCUUCAGCCCUUGCCCAGAUCCCACAAAAGGUUCUAUGGAAAUUUAAUGGCAAGAAACCACAUACUUUAGGACCCAAUACUCGACUGUACAAGUGGAUACCCCAGAAUGACCUUCUCGGUCACCCCAAAACCAAAGCUUUUAUCACUCAUGGUGGAACAAAUGGCAUCUACGAGGCUAUCUACCAUGGGAUCCCUAUGGUGGGCAUCCCUUUGUUUGUGGAUCAACCUGAUAACAUUGCUCGCAUAGUGACUAAAGGAGUAGCCCUUAGAGUGGACUUUAACACCAUGUCAAGUACAGAUUUGCUCAAUGCAUUGAAGACAGUCAUCAAUGAUCCUAUAUAUAAAGAGAAUGCUGUGAAAUUAUCGAGAAUUCAUCAUGAUCAACUAGUAAAGCCCCUAGAUAGAGCAGUCUUCUGGAUUGAGUUUGUCAUGCGCCACAAAGGAGCUAAACACCUCCGGGCUGCAGUCCACGACCUCACUUGGUUCCAGUACCACUCUUUGGAUGUGAUUGGGUUCCUGCUGGCCUGUGUGGCUACUGUGAUAUUCACCAUCACAAAAUGUUGCCUAUUUUGUUUCCAGAAGUUUGCUAAAACAAGAAAGAAGGGGAAAAGGGAGUAGUUGUAUCAAAAUUCUGAAGCUGGGAUACCUGAUAUAUGAGACUCCUUCAGUUUAUUCUAGCAAGAGGUUAUAUGAUGCAGGAUUUAUUUUCUUCUGUGA